CAGAUAUUCUCCGAAUGCAAGAUAUCGUGGUGGCAUGCUAAACUCGUCUUGAUUUUAUUCAUCUUAACGACUGUUAACAUUUGUAACGUUUUUAAUAGCUUUUUUAAUAGAAUAUUAUCUUAUUACGCCAUGGUGUGCGCCUGGCUAGGGCUAUUCCCAUAGAAUAUAAUCAAUUCUAUGUCUAUGGCUAUUCAAACAGGGAGAACGCUGCCAGCGAUAGUCAAAUUGUUUGCUGAGCUGAGACGAAAAUGUAGGAUGUGUCCCAGGAUUGAACGGUUUUGGUUAUGGCUAAACGGAUUCUAUUGCUCUACUCUGCUUAAACGCGCCUUCUGGCGUUUAAUUAUACUCCCCAUACAUGCCUGGAGAUUGAUCAUCCCAAAUUGUCCUCCUGAUCAUUCAGAACUCAUCCAGGACACCAACGAGUACUACUGCGAGUACGACUCAACAUGGGAGGAUCCAACAAGUGAAGAAACAAGUCGUAAGAGAACCAACAAUUACACCAUUCGGUCAACAAGGCAGCAAGAUGAUAGGCAUAUGCCUAAUUUACAGUUCUACCUUGGACAGAGGGCCUCCUCCCCUGAUGGUAUCUACAUUGAGGACUUUCACAAUAACUGGUUGUUCCCUCUUCAAGAACGAGGAAUGAAUUAUCGAGCCAAAGAACUCACCAAGAAGGAAAUUGAGGCUUUCCUUCAAGAUGAAACUGCGAAGAAGAGGCUGGUCAAGUCAUACAAGCUCAUGCUGGACUUCUACGGCAUCCAGCUGUCAAAUGACUCAUCAGGGGAAGUGCGAUGUGCUGAUAACUGGCGUGACAGAUUUGACAACCUGGACAGAAAUACUCACAACAACCUGUGCAUCACCCGCAUCCUGAAGUGCCUGGGCACUCUGGGGUUCCCCCACUACCAGGCCCCACUCGUCCACUUCUUCCUGGAGGAAACUCUUGUCAAAGGCAACCUGUACAAUGUGAAGGAGAGCGUGCUCAACUACUUCAUUUCCGCUGUCAUUGUUCAGCAACAACGCAAGGAAUUAGUUGAGUAUGCCUAUAAGCUCUAUGAGGUCAAACAUCAGUUUGUCGUGCCCUAAGAAGAUCAAGUGUACAUUUAGGGAAGGGACAUUCCCACAUAAUAAGAACCCAAUUGAUCUGAAACCAGAUCCGAAACAGAAUGGC
This is a messenger RNA of Oncorhynchus masou masou (cherry salmon), 1165 nucleotides long. Its product is annotated as opioid growth factor receptor-like. Gene Ontology annotation, cellular component: membrane. The record is from RefSeq and is a predicted model, not a curated record. Bases 178 to 1080 code for a protein of 300 amino acids. The transcript is spliced from 7 exons. NCBI's taxonomy places the organism in Eukaryota, Metazoa, Chordata, Actinopteri, Salmoniformes, Salmonidae. Gene Ontology annotation, molecular function: opioid growth factor receptor activity.